Messenger RNA from Tinamus guttatus (white-throated tinamou), 401 nucleotides. Lineage: Eukaryota; Metazoa; Chordata; Aves; Tinamiformes; Tinamidae. The record is from RefSeq and is a predicted model, not a curated record.
CCUCCCCGCACCCCCCCCUCCCCUCAGGGCAUGGCGAAGAGCUUGAGGAGCAAAUGGAAGAGGAAGAUGCGGGCAGAGAAGAGGAAGAAGAACGCGCCUAAGGAGCUGGAGCGGCUCAAAAGCAUCUUGCGGACCAAUGCGGACGUGGUCAUGGAAGAGGUCAAGGAGGUGGCCACUGUCCUGCCCGCGCAGAAGGUCCUCGAGCAGGCGGAUGACUGCAAAAUGGACACAGAUAACAAAAGAAACAAAAAAACUCUUCUAGACCAGCAUGGACAGUACCCAAUAUGGAUGAAUUCUAGGCAGAAAAAGAAGCUCAAGGCACAACGUGUUAAAGGGAAAAAGAAAGCAAAGUUGGCCAAAGGCUUAGCCUGGUAGCCUGGAGGAUUUUUGUAAAAUGUUGA